ACGAUCCCUAUCAUCAAUAUGUCAAUAUGUUAUUUAUGUAUAUUAUCGUAAUUACAGUAUGUCUAUUUAGAUUGAUUGUGUUUGUUAGGAUUGAUUGCUUUCCUUAUCUCCUUUGUAACCUCUUGUAUAUAAGGGUUGUAUUGUGCAUAAUAAUAUUCACGGAUUCACAUCCUUUCAUGGUAUCACAGACCUAACAAAAACCCUAGCCACCCUAUUCACUCUUUUCCCUUUUGUUCUUGGUUGUUACGAUGACCAACAACAAAGAAGACAAUUCCGUCGCUAAGGCCGCAAACCUCCAUCCAGUGUACACCGUUACCAACAUUCAACAUAAGGUACGUGUCUUGGAUGGCAAAAACGUCUCCUACUCUUCGUGGGUUAAGUUGUUUCAACUUCAUGCCCGAGGUUAUGAGGUACUAGACCACAUUGACGGCACCGAAGCGCCCGCUAAAGCCGAUCCGAAUUACGAUUCGUGGCUGAAAAUUGAUUCCAUUGUCUUACAAUGGAUAUACGGGACGCUUUCGGAUGACCUCCUUGUUCGGGUACUAGAAACAGAAUCCACGGCACUAGAGGCGUGGAACCGCAUCAAGAAGAUCUUCUUGAAUAACAAGGGGGCUAGAGCCGCCACCCUUGAACAAGAAUUUACCAACCUUCAUCUCAGAUCCAUGCCGUCCUUGGAGGCUUAUUGUCAACGCCUCAAGGAGCUUUCCGACCAACUGGCGGAUGUCGACAGUCCCAUGACCGAACAACGACUAGUACUUCAACUAGUCCGUGGUUUACCCAUUGAAUACGACACCGUCGGUUCUUACAUAAACCAAAGCCUACCAUCAUGGGACACUGCUUGUUCCAUGCUUCAACUCGAACACCACCGCCAACAUGCGCGAGAAAAUCCUCCGACCCCUCCUGCACCUGUUGUUGCUGCCGUUGAUACGCCACCAAACAACCCGAACCGCCGAACCUCCAACUAUCGGGGAGGUGGCCGGGGAAAUCGGCGUAAUGGACCCGACACUCGCACUGAUCAAAGGAGACCCACUGGUGUUCAGCAACAAAAUGCAGCCCCCUGGCCUACUCGACAACACAACAGCCCUGCGAAUCAGAACUGGAAUAGUACUUCAGGCCCUUGGCAUAAUUCAGGCCCACAAGGUUUUUGGCCCAACUGGUGGCAGAUGCCACCACCGCCUUGCCCCUACCCAUCACAGCCGGGUUGGGCUACUUCUGCUCCCCCGAAUUCAGGCCCAAGUAGUGGCAGGUCCAGUAGCAAUCCGGCUCAGCAGUCCCGUUCGGUAGGUCAGGCUCAUCUCACUGAUCUUGAUGGCCUUGACCCAAAUGAUAUCGGCACCGCUUUCUCGGCUCUGACCACAGACGGUAUGGAUGAUCCAUGGAUCAUGGAUACAGGAGCAACGUCACACGUCACUGGAGACGAAGGAUUACACGGAUGGGAAGAUUUUAACGAGACAGGAUAGUGACGGCCCUCUCUAUCCUUUCAGCAACAUUGCUUCAGUUUUUGCUAUUUCUCAAGAACAAGAUUUCUGGCAUGAUCGGCUAGGACAUCCUGGACUACCCGUUUUUGAUUUUUUGUCUUCGAAUAAAUUAAUUCCAUGUAAUAAACGUAGUCGUACUUCGGUUUGCAGUUCUUGUCAAAUCUCGAAGCAUAAACGACUACCAUUUGCUACUUCUUUAAGUAAUUCCGUUUUACCUUUUGAUAUUAUCCAUUGCGAUUUAUGGACU
Helianthus annuus (common sunflower) is the source of this 1725-nucleotide messenger RNA. RefSeq lists its product as uncharacterized. The transcript has 2 exons. The coding region runs from base 249 to 1460 and encodes 403 amino acids. The record is from RefSeq and is a predicted model, not a curated record. NCBI's taxonomy places the organism in Eukaryota, Viridiplantae, Streptophyta, Magnoliopsida, Asterales, Asteraceae.